Molecule: messenger RNA, 3749 nt
Organism: Meleagris gallopavo (turkey)
Lineage: Eukaryota; Metazoa; Chordata; Aves; Galliformes; Phasianidae
Source: RefSeq, a predicted model, not a curated record
CAGCUGUGGUGCCAAUGGGCUCACUUUCUAGAAUGCUUUUUAGUGAUGCUUUUUGGCUGACGUUUUGGCAUUGCUCAGCAAACAAGGGACAGAGCAAAAGAAUCAUUUACUAAACUUAAUGCAUUAAUCAUUCACUAAACUUAACACAUUAAGCAUCAUCCUUCAAAGAUGUGCCUUUUAAAGUUCAAGUUGUUUCCUGCAAAGAGUUUCAAAGCAGGUUGUACCAUUACAUCUAUUUUUGAUCUUCCAGCUGUCGGAGGCUGAAAAUGAUCAGCAUUUGGUCACUGCUGAAGUGAAGUCAAAGUCAUGUUCCAGUAUCAGAUAGAUGUUGAUUUCUUGUGUCUGGUUAUAUGUUCCUCAGAGAGAUAGAAGGACCUGCUCAAUUUUUCUUUAAAGACACCUAAGUAGAUUGAAUAAGAAAGUAGUACAUUACGCUGCUGUAGGCACAGCUGAUGUUAUCCUCUAGGAAAACCUAUAUGAACUGAAUAAACCAAAGUGGAAGCCUGGAAAGCAAUUGCCUGGAAAGCAGUGGAGCUCAGGGGCUCCAUUCCUCAUUAAGCAGCCCGGACCCCAGGGGCAAUCCUGGGAGCUGCAGAAUGUUUGGGCCUUAAGGACCAGCCCAAGCUGACUUUCUGAAUGACAGAUCAUAGGGGUGGGAAGGGACCUCUGGGGAUCGUCAAUUCCAACCUCCCUGCCAAGGCAGGUUCCCUAGAGCAGGUUACACAAGAAAGUGUCCAGAGAAGGAGACUUCUCUUCCUUGGCCUUUUGGUGAAGACCAAGUAUAGAAUCUGUUCUUGUCAGUUUAACUUUCACUAGUUGGAAGCAUGGCUGCGUUUACUUCAGCAACUGCAAAAACGGUUGUGUAAGCUCAACUUGAAUUUCCAAAUAGUUUUCUCUCCCUGAUUUUGCUCCUUUUUUCAGUUCCCUGGGUGAUUUGCUGAAGAGCCUUGCCCAGCUCUGUGUAAGCUGACAUUCCAAGUGCUGUUCUGAUGUGUGUCUGGCUUUCCUUUUCAGGGUUGACGCGCCGCCGCUGUAGCAGCAGCCCCAUCAGUGAUAAGGAUGCCAAACAGCAACGCCUAGAUUCAGCUGAAAAGUAUCGACGUCUUCUCGUUGACUCCAUCUGCAAGAGAUACGGAAGCAGGAGAGCAGCAGGAGCAGCAGCACAAGAGCCAACGCAACCGCUGGCUUUCAGCCAAGCCUUUGUCAACCUCGUGCUUCGGCAGAGCAAAGCCUCCCGACUGAAAGAGAGGGCAGACAAACCCCGAGAGGACGUGCCCAGUGCCCCCGAGCCAGAAGAAUGUGUGGAUACAGCAGUGAGAGUGUCAGAUCUGUUUGGUAGCGUGGUCCGAUCGGGUACAACGAAGGUGAUCUUUUUGUUUGGUAAACCAGGUACAGGCAAGACCGUGCUAAUGCACAGGAUUUGUCAGAAGUGGGCGGAAGGUGUCUUACAUCAGUUUCUCUUCACUUUCCUGUUUGAGUUCCGGCAGUUGAAUUUACUAAAAAGAAAACUGACUCUGAAGGAGCUUUUGUUUGACCUGUUUCUUCAGCCAGAAGACAGCCCCGAUGCAGUGUUCCAGCACCUCCUGGAAAACGCCCAGCGUAUACUGAUCAUCUUUGAUGGGCUGGAUGAGUUUGCGGGUAACAUGGACGUGUCAUCAUCUUAAAGGAGCUUGAAUCGUAGCUCCAGUAUGUCCAUAUCUGAACUCUUUGCAGAGCUUUGUCAUGGGAACCUCCUGCCUGGUUGCACGGUGUUGGUCACCAGUCGCCCUAAGAGACUCCCCGACUUCUUGAUAAAAACAGUAGAUCUGUUGGCAGAAGUCUGGGGGUUUGAUCACGAGAAGGUUGAGGAAUAUGUCAGCCACUAUUUUCGUCAUCAUUCAUUCAAAGAGCAGGCCAUCGCUCACCUGAGGAACAACACCAAGCUCCUCAGCAUGUGCCAGAUCCCUGCUCUGUGUUACGUUGUCUGCAUCUGUUUGGAGUAUUGGCUGCUUAAACAUCAGACGAGCGUGGAACUUCCUCAGACCAUGACACAGUUUUAUAUCAAAAUGCUUCUCAUCUUCAUAAACAAACAGCAGGGAGGGCAUGCGGGUGAUGAAGAGGCUCAGCUGAACAGUAACAAGAAGGCCAUUUUGGGUCUGUGUGAUCUUGCACUGAAAAGCCUGGAAGCUAAGAAGCUCGUGUUUUACGUUGGAGAUAUUCCAGAGCACGUGAAAGAGUUUGCUUCCUUGCACGGUCUGCUGACUGUCUUUGAGGUGAAGACGAACAGCGCUCGCCCCGAGACCGGCUAUGCCUUUGUGCACUUGAGCCUGCAGGAGUUUUUUGCAGCCCUGUGUCUCAUGAUAAGCAAGAGCGUGGACAAGAGCCACCUGAAGAGGAAGUUAUCUCUGAAGUCAAAGUGGAUGUUAAGGAAUGAGGCAAAGACCGAGUUCAUGGAGAGCUUUCACAUCUUCCUCUCAGGCUUGUCAUCCAAAGAGUGUAGAACGUUUCUCAUGUUGCUAGCUGAACAAAGUGAAGCGUGGGUGCAGGAUAAGCAAGAUGCAAUCCUUCAGUCCCUCAAGAAAUUGGCAGCCACUCAGCUGACUGGGCCCAAAGUCAUUGAGCUCUGCCAUUGCACGUUUGAAACGCAAGGCCUUGAAGUAGCCCAGCACAUUGGGAGCCUGCUGAAUUUCAAGUAUGAGUUUAAAAACUUCAGACUGACACCUCUGGACAUGUCGGCUUUGGUUUUUGUCAUCAACUCGGGCCAGGAUGUGACUCGGUUGGAUUUUGCAGGGUGCCCCUUAGACACAGACUGUUUGGAGAUACUGGCCAGCUGUAGGAAUGUGGAGCAUCUGAGCUUUCGGAGUAGGAGAUUUGGUGAUGACUUUGCUGCUGCACUUUCAAAGUGCUUAGGAGAAAUGGGGAGUCUGAAGAAACUGGAGGUGACAGGUGGGAGCAUCACAGCUGUGGGUCUGACUGAUGUGGUCCAAGCUUUGUCACACUGCCUGCAGCUCGAGGAAAUAAACUUGCAGGACAAUCGGAUACAGAAUCCAGACGUAAAGACAGUGAUGGAGCUGUUUUCCAGAAUGGAAAAGCUAAAGAAAAUAGAUCUGAGCAAGAACAAUCUUUCCUUGAAUGCUGUUCUCCUUUUGGCCAAAGAAGUCACUGUGUGUCAGAAUGCUACUGAGCUACAUGUCAGGAAGGACACUGUGAUAAUAUAUUUCUCGGGCACAUCUGGGAAAGUUCCAAGGUCUUUGGAUUUGAAGUGGGAACAAAACAAGGAAUGUGCGACUCCAACUAGACAUCUGAGGUUGUGCUUGCAGGCUCGCAGCUUGUCCUCACAACAUGCAAAGGAGAUUGUGUCCAUUCUCCAGAGCUACCCACACCUCUCUGAAGUGGAGUAAGUGCACCUUUCCUCCCUGUGCCAUUGCUAUGAGUGUGGGCAGGAAGCAGGGUGUGUUAGAAACAGAAGGCAGUGAGACCCCAAGGGAGGAACCCAGCACACUGUGUUGUGUCUGGUGAGAUCUCAGUAGGGAUUUUUGGUGAGGUUCAGUGGGAGCUGAAUGCUGAGCAGCUUUUGAUUCCUGUGACAACUAAACUCCAAUUUUCCAGCUCUCUAACUUGAAAUUGAGAUGGAGAACUUUCUUAUCCAGUGUUUCCUGCCAUCCUUCCUUCAAUCCUUCCUUCCAAGGGGCAGUAAACACUUGCUCAGUUGGUUUCUUGAUUUGCCCUUCCAAUUAAGUUCUUUAUAAUGUUAGAUAUUUCUGGUACUA